GCACUUAAAGAUUUUGACAGUUUAAUCUUAAUCUUAUAAAAGAUAAAAAAGUUAUAUAAGGAAAUUCAAUUUCUUUCCAAAUAACAAAAAUAACAACAAUACAAUCUUUCUUUGUUUAACCUGUUCAACCUGUUCAACCUGUUCAACCUGUUCAACCUGUUUAACCUGUUUAACCUGUUUAACCUUGAAUAAAAAAACAAACAACCAAUAAAAAUGUCAAGAGCAACUUCCCAAUUAAGAAUUCGAUACUUAUCUUCCGCAGCCACAUCAUUAAUUGAUGGUAUUCCUGUUACCUUCAUUAUAUCCAAAUUACAUCAAAUAGGACCAAAUUUUUUUGAUGAUAAAUCGUCGUCAAUUGCGGAAUUACAAGUUGAUGGGAUAGAUAGACCAUUUUGGAUUCAUAAAGAAUGGUUAAUAUUACAAUCCAGUUUCUUUCAACAAGUUUUUGAAGGUGUCAAAUCAAAUGACAGUAUAAUUAAAAUCCGAGUUCCUUCUCCUGAAACUUUUGAAUCCCUAUUAGAAUUUUUAUAUGAUGGUGAUGCCGAUAAGUUGUACGAUACUCUUACCCAAGAUAAUUAUUUUGAUGUAUGGAAAAAUAUAGAAUUUUUAGGUCUUGGUCCUGCAAUUAGAGCCGUUUGGAUCGCUUUUUAUCAAAAUAAUAUCGAAUUAGACACUCGAUCUUUCAAUUUUUUUUUUUUUUUUU
Molecule: messenger RNA, 703 nt
Organism: Rhizophagus irregularis DAOM 181602=DAOM 197198
Lineage: Eukaryota; Fungi; Glomeromycota; Glomeromycetes; Glomerales; Glomeraceae
Molecular function (GO): protein binding
Source: RefSeq, a predicted model, not a curated record